AUGUGGUGGUUGCUGACCAUUCCAGCUAAACGAAGGUGGAGUAGUGGAGUGCAGGCCACAAAGAGUCCCACCCUCUCUGUGACCUGUACUUCAAAGCCUCACUAUGGUUUAGCCAGCCAGGUCACCAGCCAGUCACACAGCACCCUCACUGUGAGUGGCCAUUGCAUCACUGGUGUCACUUAUACCAUGUUGUGGUUGCUGACCAUUCCAGCUGAACUAAGGUGGAGCAGUGGAGUGCAGGCCACAAAGGGUCCCACCCUCUCUGUGGCCUGUACUUCACAGCCUCACUGGUUUAGCCAACCAGGUCACCAGCCAAUCACACGGCACACUCACUAUGAACCAAGGUGGAGCAGUGAAGUGCAGGCCACAAAGGGUCCCACCUUCUCUGUGGCCUGUACUUCACAGCCUCACUUUGGUUUAGCCAACCAGAUCACCAGGCAAUCACACAGCACCCUCAUUGUGAGUUGCAUGUGCACCACUGGUGUCGCUUAUACCAUGUGGUGGUUGCUGACCAUUCCAGCUGAACUAAGGUGGAGCAGUGGAGUGCAGGCCACAACGGGUCCCACUCUUUCCGUGAAUAUUUUAGUUUUAUUUAGAGAUUCUAGUUUUUUUGCCAACCAGGUCACCAGCCAAUCACACAGCACCCUCAUUAUGAGUUCCAUGUGCACCACUGGUGUCGCUUAUACCAUGUGGUGGUUGCUGACCAUUCCAGAUGAACCAAGGUGGAGCAGUGGAGUGCAGGCCACAAAGGGUCCCACCCCCUCUGUAGCCUUUACUUCACAGCCUCACUUUGGUUUAGCCAACCAGGUCACCAGCCAAUCACACAGCACCCUCACUCUGAGUGGCCAUUGCAUCACUGGUGUCACUUAUACCAUGUGGUGGUUGCUGACCAUUCCAGCUAAAACAAGGUGGAGCAGUGGAGUGCAGGCCCCAAAGGGUCCCACCCUCUCUGUGGCCUGUACUUCACAGCCUCACUUUGGUUUAGCCAACCAGGUCACCAGCCAAUCACACAGCACCCUCACUCCUUACUUUGGUUUAGCCAACCAGAUUACCAGCCAAUCACACAGCACCUUCACUGUGAGUGGCCAUUGCAUCACUGGUGUCACUUGUACUAUGUGGUGGUUGCUGACCAUUCCAGCUGAACCAAGGUGGAGCAGUGGAGCGCAGGACAUAAAGGGUCCCACCCCCUCUGUGACCUCUACUUCACAGCCUCACUUUGGUUUAGCCAGCCAGGUCACCAGCCAAUCACACAACAUCCUCAUUGUGAGUUGCAUAUGCACCACAGGUGUCACUUAUACCAUGUGGUGGUUGCUGACCAUUCCAGCUGAACUAAGGUGGAGCAGUGGAGUGCAGGCCGCAAAGGGUCCCACCCCCUCUGUGACCUCUACUUCACAGCCUCACUUUGGUUUAGCCAACCAGAUUACCAGCCAAUCACACAGCACCCUCAUUGUGAGUGGCCAUUGCAUCACUGGUGUCACUUAUACCAUGUGGUGGUUGCUGACCAUUCCAGCUGAACCAAGGUGGAGCAGUGGAGUGCAGGCCACAAAGGGUCCCACCCCCUCUGUGACCUCUACUUCACAGCCUUACUUUGGUUUAGCCAACCAGAUUACCAGCCAAUCACACAGCACCCUCAUUGUGAGUGGCCAUUGCACCACUGGUGUCACUUAUACCAUGUGGUGGUUGCUGACCAUUCCAGCUGAACCAAGGUGGAGCAGUGGAGCGCAGGACAUAAAGGGUCCCACCCCCUCUAUGACCUGUACUUCACAGCCUCACUUUGGUUUAGCCAACCAGGUCACCAGCCAAUCACACAGCACCCUCACUGUGAGUGGCCAUUGCAUCACUGGUGUUACUUAUACCAUGUGGUGGUUGCAGACCAUUCCAGCUGAACCAAGGUGGAGCAGUGGAGUGCAGGCCACAAAGGGUCCCACCCCCUCUGUGACCUCUACUUCACAGCCCCACUUUGGUUUAGCCAGCCAGGUCACCAGCUAA
Macrobrachium nipponense is the source of this 1989-nucleotide messenger RNA. RefSeq lists its product as uncharacterized. The record is from RefSeq and is a predicted model, not a curated record. Bases 1 to 1989 code for a protein of 662 amino acids. The transcript has 4 exons. Lineage: Eukaryota; Metazoa; Arthropoda; Malacostraca; Decapoda; Palaemonidae.